This is a messenger RNA of Phragmites australis (common reed), 1243 nucleotides long. RefSeq names its product metacaspase-9. Gene Ontology annotation, biological process: proteolysis. The coding region runs from base 91 to 1083 and encodes 330 amino acids. The transcript is spliced from 2 exons. Gene Ontology annotation, molecular function: cysteine-type endopeptidase activity. Lineage: Eukaryota; Viridiplantae; Streptophyta; Magnoliopsida; Poales; Poaceae. The record is from RefSeq and is a predicted model, not a curated record.
CAAUAAGCUCGGAGAGAUCGAGCUAGUAGCGCGACUACACGAAAACAUUGCGAGCAAUUUCCAAUUAGAACGUACAGUGCAUCAAAAAUAAUGGAGGGGAAGAAGAAGAUGCUUGCUACGUUGGUAGGGUGCAACUACGCCGGCACGCCCCACGAGCUGCGGGGCUGCAUCAACGACGUCCUCGCCAUGCGCCACGUCCUCCUCACCCGCCUCGGCUUCGCGCCCGCCGACGUCACCGUGCUCACGGACGACGACCGCAGCGCCGCCGCCGUGCUCCCGACGGGGGCCAACGUCAAGCGCGCGCUGGCCGACAUGGUGGCCCGCGCGGAGCCCGGGGACGUGCUCUUCUUCCACUACAGCGGGCACGGCACGCUCGUCCCGCCCGUCAAGCCGCACCACCGCGGCCGCGACGAGGCCAUCGUGCCCUGCGACUUCAACCUCAUCACAGAUGUGGACUUCCGGCAGCUGGUGGACCGUGUGCCGCAGGGCGCGAGCUUCACCAUGGUGUCGGACUCGUGCCACAGCGGCGGCCUCAUCGACCGCGAGAAGGAGCAGAUUGGCCCCUCCGUCGACCUCCCCCUCGGCAGUAGCACACCAGCUUCCCAGCGGCGCACCGCGCGGAGAUUCCUCCCGUACGCCGCUGUCCUCGACCACCUCUCCGGCGCCUCAGGCAUCGACGCGUCCCACCACGUCGCCGACCACCUCCUCGCCCUCUUCGGUGGCGACGCCAGCCCCAAGUUCCACCAACACCGCCACGACAGCGCACCGCCACCGACGCCACGCCCCGACGCCGGGAUCCUGCUGAGCGGGUGCCAGACGGACGAGACCUCCGCGGACGUGGCGGAGGACGACGAGGCAGCGGCAGAGGGGGGCAAGGCGUGCGGUGCGUUCAGCAACGCGGUGCAGGCCGUGCUGGCGGCGCACCCGGCGCCGCUGAGCAACCGGGAGGUGGUGAGCAGGGCAAGGAAGGUGCUGCGCGAGCAGGGGUUCGAGCAGCACCCCUGCCUCUACUGCAGCGACGCCAACGCCGACGCGCCAUUCCUCUGCCAGCCGGAGGAACCGGCCGCCAUGGCUGUGCUGUGAAUAUUUGCGACUCUGUGCGUGUGUUCUGAAUCUGAAUUACGUGUGGAUACGGAUAUACAUAUGUACGAGUUUGAUUAUGCCAUGCCACUAUCUAUAUUUCUACGUAUUUCCUACUGUCAAGUCGAUUGAAAUACACCAUGAUUUCAGUCGACGAGCAACA